This is a messenger RNA of Copidosoma floridanum, 4116 nucleotides long. RefSeq lists its product as uncharacterized. Gene Ontology annotation, molecular function: RNA polymerase II cis-regulatory region sequence-specific DNA binding; DNA-binding transcription factor activity, RNA polymerase II-specific. Gene Ontology annotation, biological process: response to cytokine; innate immune response; cellular response to stress. Gene Ontology annotation, cellular component: cytoplasm; nucleus. The record is from RefSeq and is a predicted model, not a curated record. Lineage: Eukaryota; Metazoa; Arthropoda; Insecta; Hymenoptera; Encyrtidae.
UCUACGUUGUCGUACGCACUGGUGAGGUUUCGUACGAUUUCACGUUAAUUUGCAUCGCGCCCGUACGUUCUUUUAAUUAAUUCGUGCACUUGAGUCAUUUAAGCGUGUACACCCUGUGCACGGAAACCACCUCGUAAAAAUAGUUGAGCACUUGAGGAUUUUUUUUCAACGAGUGAUUCGCCGAUUUAUCGUUUCCAGUGUAACCAAUACAAGCCCUGUCAAUGAAAAUUAUCACAUUAAAUAAGCAUGGCUGGAAACGAGGAAGAGAAUAAAUUAGCUGUAAAAGAAAAGACAAAACUUGAUGAGCCCUUUGCUAUUAUACACAUUCAACCGCUAAUAUGGGGUCUGAGAUUCCGGUACAAUGCCAAAAAGAAUGGCGAAGCCUACAGUGUUUUGAGAGGGACAAACAGCACCACGGAGUGUCCUCUGUAUCCAACGAUCAAGGUUUUCAAUCAUUUUGGUAAACAGAUGUUUGUCAUAGUUUCUUGCGUAACGAAAAAAGGUCCGCCCUACCUGCAGCAUCCUUUCCAGAUUGUCGGCAGUUCGUGCGACGACAAAGGGUAUUACCACAGUAUCGUGGAUAUUCCGGAAGACUCUCGAGCUACGGAAUUGGUCCUAAAGAACAUAGGCAUCAAAGUCGUUAGGAAACAAGAUAUGGUGAAAUCUCUAGAAAUACGCGAGAGAGAUCGAGUCGACCCGUUCAACGCGGGUUUUUCGCACAAAAUAGAUUUCGAGAAGAUCGAUGUGUCUUCCGUUCGAUUAGCGAUUCAAGUUUACCUUCAAAAACCCGAUGGUGAGUUUGGCGUAGCUUUGAAACCAAUUGUCACGGAGCCCAUUUAUAACGGAAGAUUGGCCAGUAAGACUUUGGAUAUUGUAUUCCUGAGUCCCGACGAAGGCUCAAUGAAAGGAGGCGAACUAAUCACGUUGCUUUGCACCAAAAUAUUUUAUGAAGACAUAAUAGUUAAAUUUAUCCACGAGGAAAGUGGAUGGCAGGGAUUUGGUAAAUUGGUCGAACCAUUUCACCACAGGAAGUUUGUACUCUUUUUCGAAACUCCCUGUUACGAUGGACCGCGGAGUGAGCAAGGAAAAUAUAGUUUCGUGGAUGUGAAAAUACAAUUGGAACGACGAUCGGAUGGAAAACGGAGUGGGAUGGUUCCCUUUAAAUUUAUAUCACAUGGAAGUGAUCUAGGUGUAAUGUUAAAAAAUGUAGCAGUGCGAUCAUUACAAGUGGAUCAUGAAAUACCAAACAGCAACAAAAUGCCAAGAAUUGUAAAAGGCAGGCCGUAUUUGGAAAUCGUAAGACAACCUUGUCCGAUUGUAAAGUUUCCGCACGAAAAGGAGUCAAGCAAGUACGAUAGCCAUAUUUUCGGCGAAGCAAAAGGACACGCAAAGAAAUCGUACAUGACAAUAAAGUUUUUCAAUAACAUAUAUAAAAUGUUUCUGAGUGUAUGCUGCGUAACGGCUGAUUACCCGUAUAAUUUCCACCCAAAUUCAAUUGUUACGAAGACCGAAAACCACAAAUUCAUACGCAACGGGUUCAUACACGAGAUUCCAAUCGAAGCCAACCAAAAAGAGUUAGUUUUCAACGAGCCUCUGCUAUUUUCGAUACAGCAUCUCAAAAAGAGCGAUUACGAGGCCAAACAGUUGGAAAUAGAAGGACUCAAAGUCAAUCCAUUCGGUUCUGUUCCAGAAUUUUCCGAAGCCGUGAAAAGUAUGGACGUGCAUCGGGUUCGUCUAGGAUUUUUCGGAUACUACGAGAAAAAUGACGAAAUCAUGCCACUUGACCUCGUUGUUUCCAACGUCAUUACAGAUGCAAGGAUCGUUAAAAGACCCUGCAUAAGAAGCCUGAGUCGCGGUUUUGGGCCCGUCAAUGGAGGAGUGUACUUGAUUUUAUGUUGUGAUAAUAUAGACCCGAACGACACUAAGGUGGAGUUUUACCACGAAAACGAAGAUAAAGAAAUCACCUGGAAAGUGCAAGCUAAUCCCGUUUAUUUUCAUGAACAAGCAGCGAUUAUUUGCAGGACGCCUUCCUAUUACGAUCAAAACACUAAAAGUGUCAUUGACGUCAAUAUUCAGCUGAUAAAAGGCUCGUGCGACCUCAGAAGUAUCCCAUACCCAUUCAUGUUGUGGCCCAUUCCCGUCAGAGUCAUGAAUCACCUGUCAUCUUUGAUGUCACAGAGCGCAUCAAUAGAGUAUCACGAUGAAGAAACAAGUAGUGAUUCUGAAGACGAGGAAAAAAAUGAAGAAAUGGACAUUGAAAGUAGUAGAGAUGUUGCUGAGUCCGUAAAAAAACAAACAAUGAAAAGAAUGAGGGAGUCUAGCACCCUAAUUUCAAUAAAACCCUUACCAAAAAGACCGGCAAACGUUGAUUCAGGGCAAAUUAAAAAGGGAUACCCAGUACCUCCGCCUUUUAGGCAACUUGGAAAUACUUCGGAUGCAGAACUACAGAAAAUAGUUAAUCAAUUUUCUCUGGGAACAACAGAGACCCCCCAGACAUUGGCUGUAAAAUGCGAAACGGACGUCAAGUUGGACACAUCAAAGAAUCUUCCAAAUAGUAACCCAAAUAUGUUUUGUACGCCUCAACAAGGAGUACCACCAGAAUCGUUGCAAGUCCCUUCCACAUCACAGCAAAAGUGCAAUACGUUUGAUACCUCGUCCGUGCUAGAAAAUCACCAAAAUGCAAUUUACAACGAAUUUUGUCCGCUUCAAAAUAAUACAGCAAGUAACUGGGCGCAAAUGAGCUCAUUGGAUGCAAACCCACCCGUGAGUUCCGUUGAGCAACCUGCAGGGACACCCAACGAAUGUUCCAUCCCAGACACCGUCAAGCGGCUUUACUCGAAGGAACAAGAACGGGAGGAUCAAAAUUUGAAGUUCUUGGGCGUGGAUUUGGUGGACUUUUUCAAGAACUCGAAACCUUUGGCUCCGCUGAGCCCAUCCAAGCUUGGCAAUAAUAAUAUUGUUGAAAAUCUCAGCGUUAACAACGUUUUGUCUCAAGACACAUUUGGUGCUUCCUCCGAUGGGUUGCAACGUGAACCACAACGUCCUGUAGAGAAAUCAUCGUCAACAAAAUAUCCCGCAAGUCCAGCAACUACAGCUCGUAAGCAGGACAACGACAUUUUUUCCUGCGUAACAGGAGUAGACGACGAACUCUUCCGUAUCAUCGCGGACCUGCAGAACCAUGAUUAUCCAACUUCGGAUGUUCAAAAAUCUCAGCAGUACACCCCUCACCCGGUGAACUCACCAAUGGAGAGUAAUUAUUUUCCUUGCUCGACGAACAUGUACCAGCAGCCAACAGCAGGUCAUCAGCCAAUGCCACCGAAUGGUCCUCAUAAGCAUCCGGGGUUGAUGCGAGUGAAAUCUGAGCCACACGGUUACUGCAACGACCCGAACAUACCGCAACUGGUAUCGGCACCGUGCGCCCCCCAAUGCUGUUGCAACGUCCAUAAUCCGAUGCAAGUGCAAGUUAAUUACACAAAUCCAGGGCAGUUUUGUGCUCGAAAUCAAUGUAGCCGGCAAAUGAGUAAUCCGCAUUAUCCAGUUUCGAUGUCAUAUAAUGGCCCGUAUCAGUGGAGCGGUCGCGGUGUGGAUCAGCCGCAAGAUAAUUUUAUGAAUGUCGUGGCUCCUGCCGUUGACUGUCAAUCUAAUGGUUGUACCAUGGCGCAUAGGCAACCGUGUGGUUCGAAUACGUACUACAAACAUGGCCAUCAGAAUAUGGCGCGUACAGAGGUUGAUUCCGUGAACGCAUCGUCGCCUGAUUUUUGGCAUCAAUAUGGGGGACACAGUGUGCCGCAAUUGCAAAUGAAUAAUCCAGGUUGUAACCAAACCUUGGCAAAUCAGUAUACAUCGUAUCAACCACAAAUGAUUCCGCAACAAUCAAACAGUUAUCCAUUGCAACAACGAAUAACAAGCACUGACAGUGAUAAUCAGUACCCUGGACCAAGAAAUCAAAAUUUUGCUCACUCUGAGGCACCAUUAGUUGAAGCAACUCUUCAAAAACAGUAUCCACAGGUUAUUGUUCAACAUAAUGCUCCUGUAGCCGGCAGCGUUAAUUUGCUUACUGCUUCUAAAACUGAAAAUCGACUGGAUGGGUUUAACAAUGAGCGACUAAGUGAUUAA